Messenger RNA from Solanum pennellii, 1381 nucleotides. RefSeq lists its product as uncharacterized. The transcript has 6 exons. NCBI's taxonomy places the organism in Eukaryota, Viridiplantae, Streptophyta, Magnoliopsida, Solanales, Solanaceae. The record is from RefSeq and is a predicted model, not a curated record. The coding region runs from base 264 to 1190 and encodes 308 amino acids.
UAUUCAAGGUCGGUAAUAGUAGUUGCCAAUAAUUAGGUCGAAAAUUAAACCCAAAAAAAAAAAGGAAAAAAGUCUCCGGCGAAGAAAUUCCCAAUUCACCCCGUCGGCGUCGACCCUGACUUUGAAUUCAAUCAGUUGAUGGACAAGCAAAAUCCUCUGAAUUCAUCGCUGUCGUAAAGAAUUCUCUGGUCAAGUUUGACAAGAAUCCUAAUUCAGAAGCUAAAAUUUACAGCCCUUCUUUACAAGCAUCUGUAUUAGCUAUUAUGAAUAUGAAGAAAAAGCCUCUUAGCUUGGUUAGCUUGUGUCUUGGAGUUAUUGGUAGACAUUUUGAGGAUAUCAUUGAAGACCUCGCCGAGAUAGCUGCUAUUCCGUCCACAAUGAAGAUGGCACUUGUGGCAAUUGCAAGAAGGAGAAGGUUAUUGAAUGACGAUGUCAUUAUUGCAUUGGCUGAUAGCUCCUGGAAAAUACUGGACUUGUCUGGUUCAGAUGUUUCGGAUUUUGGCCUAUCACAAGUCGUUAAAACAUGCAACCAUCUGCAAGCAGUUGAUAUAAGUCGCUGCAGCAAUCUCACAUCAGCCAGUGUAUCAGAACUCUUGCAGAACUGCCGGUCUCUGGAAAUAUUGAGAUGGGGAGGCUGCCCUCGGAGUGAGAACACAGCUCGUAGAUGCCUCCGUUUCUUGAAACCAAUACUAGAGAACGUGGAAGGAGAUUCUUGGGAGGAACUUGAUACCUUGGAAAUAGCUCAUGGUGCGACAUCCUUGCGUUGGCUUUUAUGGCCAAAAGUUGAAAAGGACCAGCUGGAGAUUUUGUCUGAAGAAUGCCCACGAGUAAUAGUAAAUCCAAAGCCAUCGCCACUCGGUUACAGGGGGCUUGAUAUACCUAGAGAAGCAAGACUAGAUGUAUCAUUAGAUGAUCCCAUUGUUGAAGAUAUUGACCCCAAAACCUGGGCAGUUUCUAGAUUUGUACCUAGAGCAUCACCAUCAUCAGUUUCAAGAUCAGAAGAUUUGCCCAUUGCAGAAAAGUUUAGACUUGCAUUUCUUGAGAGAGAUACUAGACUAGCACCAAAGCGAGCAAAGAAUGCAAGACAACACCAACGACGUGCAGAAAAGGAAUGGGUAACGAUGAAUAGUAGGGCAAAAGCAGUAGCACUUGCCUCACUGGCAAGCAAAUCCCUCAACAUCCGGAACUGAAAAUAAAUGUUUUACUUAUACGAAACCCGUUUUUGAUCUCUGUCAGUCAACAAUACAAAAUGCUUCUGUAUAUACUCUUUCAGGCAAUGCCACCGUCAAGAGUUUGAAUAUUGUUCUUGGUUAGUAGUUGUUCCUGCGUGAAUGUACAUUAGAAAUUUCAUAUAUUGAGCUAUUCUAGCUUUCUCUAUCCA